Molecule: messenger RNA, 1775 nt
Organism: Tigriopus californicus
Lineage: Eukaryota; Metazoa; Arthropoda; Copepoda; Harpacticoida; Harpacticidae
Product: beta-1,3-galactosyltransferase 5-like
Exons: 3
Coding region: 475-1647 (390 amino acids)
Cellular component (GO): membrane
Molecular function (GO): hexosyltransferase activity
Source: RefSeq, a predicted model, not a curated record
CAAUGACUUGCUUGGUUUGAAUUAGCAUUUUUUCGCCUUGAUGUUAUAUUGGCUGCCCUUUACAACUGUAACGCUCAGAAACCCUUGAGAAUAAGGUUCGAUCCAGUUUCCCUCUCUUUUUUGUAAAGCACAGAGGAGGAAAGCGAGAACAAAUCUCAAGCCAAGCCGGUCUUUUGUGUCAAAGAGGGAACAGAUGGAACAGGCCAAGAGAGGCCAAUGUGAAAGCUCUCCUUGGGCCCAGGGUGAUUCUUUGCAGGAGAAAGGUUUUAGAGUGGCACACUGUGUUGCCCAAGUUGUCUAAGCUCUGAGUUUGGCACGGAUGAGCACUUUCAAACUGUUCCAAAGGUCUUUCAAAUGGUUCAAGGACCAACCGGAUGAUUUGGAAACGUUCUCGUCCACAUAUUCUAUGCUGAAAGACCCGAUAGGAUCGCCAAAAUUCUCGUCGAGGACAAGGUUUUCCACCUGGUCGGCGCCAUGUUGCGUCGAAACAGGUUUGGGUUCCGGAUGAGGCGGCGGAGCUUCUCCAAUCGAUUGCUCCAAGUCCUGGUGGUUCUCUCUGUCUUGAUACUCUUCGUAUACUUUCUACUCUACGCUUUGAGACUGGGCAACGAUAGCCUUGGGCCUGACUAUUCAUGGUUGAAGACCCGAAAUAUGAGCCAUUUCAUCCUACCAGAUGAGGAUACCACCCUUCUGGAGCCACGUGUCAAUCACUGUUCCCCCACCGAGAAACUACGGUUGGUCAUGUUCAUUCAUUCAGUGCCAGGACAUUUUCAAGCUCGACGAGUCAUCCGCAAGACCUGGCUUAAGGAGAUGUUAGGCUAUCCAGGGGUCAAAGGCUUCUUUAUUCUAGGUCAGGCCGAAUCGGAAAAGGAACAGACGGAUGUAGUCAAGGAACAUGGGCUUCACGACGACAUCGUUCAACACAACUUCAUCGACACCUAUGUCAAUCUCACCUUGAAAACUACGUUCAUGUUGAAGUGGCUCACUUCAAACGACUGCCAUCAUUCAAAAUUUGUGAUGAAACUCGACGAGGACUCGUUCAUCAACCCUGCCAAGAUGUGGGAUAGUCUUGAACACGCCUUACUCCACACGGCCACUGCCAAAUCUUUGAUCAACUACCUCCCACCCACUGCAGCAACCACUACGAAAAGCAAACAAGACCUCUUCAUCGCCGAGAGUGUCGACUAUCUCUUGCUCGGACAUGUCUUCCAAACCGUUCCCAUCCGGGAUCCUACCAACCGAUGGUACUUACCCUCCCGUUUCUACCCUCUCAACAUAUUCCCAAAGUUCCUGAGUGGAACGGGAUACGUGUUUAGCAACAGUAUUAGCCAAAUGCUCUACCAGUGUGCCCUCAAGAGUCCUUUCAUCAACUUGGAGGACGUUUUCCUCACUGGAUUGUGUGCGACCACGCAAAUGGGCUUCAAAUUCACGCAUCACCCGGGCUUUUGGCCCUCUAAACCCUCCAUUGGGCCCAAUUAUGUAUGUUACUACAAAACAUAUCCUUUGGUUCACCCUCUCAUGCCAGAUGAAAUGGAGGAGAUGUGGGUGAAGAUCAAGGAUGAUCACAAUUGUGAGACGUUCUAUUUUGCGUUUGUUCAGUACGCUACAAGCUUUGUAGACUUGUUCAGAAAUUUGUUCAGACUGUGAUGCCAAUUCUCUGCUCUUCUCAUCAACAACGACAGCUCAAUAAUCAUUGGUUCUCUUCCAAUAAUUGAAUACUUGGCUGAUGAUAACUUAGGAAUAAAUUUGUACUCCCGAAAGAACAAAAUUGUACG